This is a messenger RNA of Chlorocebus sabaeus (green monkey), 4100 nucleotides long. The record is from RefSeq and is a predicted model, not a curated record. NCBI's taxonomy places the organism in Eukaryota, Metazoa, Chordata, Mammalia, Primates, Cercopithecidae.
CUGACGUCACCCACUGCCCCCACUGCCUGGCCAAGGGGCGGUGGCCGCGCAGGCUCGGCGGGGCGGCGGCACCGACUGACGGAGGGUCGGAAGGACUGAGGGACGGGCGGGCGCACGGCCAGGCCAUGCCUGGGGAGGCUGCCCGCGCCGAGCUGCUGCUGCCCGAGGCGGACGGACCCGGGCCCCGCACAGAUCUGUCCUGCGAUGCAGCUGCUGCCACCACCAUCCUGGGAGGGGACCGGCGGGAGCCCUGUGCUCUGACCCCAGGGCCCAGCCACCUGGCCCUCACGUUCCUGCCCAGCAAGCCGGGUGCCCGGCCCCAGCCUGAGGGAGCCAGCUGGGAUGCAGGGCCUGGUGGGGCACCCUCAGCCUGGGCAGAUCCAGGGGAGGGCGGCCCGAGCCCCAUGCUCCUCCCUGAGGGCCUGUCUUCCCAGGCUCUGUCCACCGAGGCUCCUCUCCCAGCCACCCUGGAGCCCCGGAUUGUGAUGGGAGAGGAGACGUGCCAAGCCCUCCUGUCACCCAGGGCUGCCCGGACAGCGCUCAGGGACCGGGAGGGUGGGCAUGCAAGCCCAGACCCACCCCCCGAGUUGUGUUCUCAGGGUGAUCUUUCUGUGCCUUCCCCUCCCCCAGACCCUGAUUCCUUCUUUACACCUCCCUCCACCCCCACCAAGACCACCUAUGCCCUGCUUCCCGGCUGUGGGCCCCUUGGAGAUGCGGGGGACUCAGAGGCUGAGCUGUGGGAUGAGCUGCUGGACUCGCCCCCGCCCUCCCCCUCGGGUUCCUACAUUACGGCCGAUGGGGACAGCUGGGCCUCUUCACCCUCCUGUUCCCUCAGCCUGCUGGCUCCAGCUGAAGGGCUGGACUUCCCCUCAGGCUGGGGCCUGUCCCCGCAGGGGUCCAUGGCGGAUGAACGAGAGCUGCACCCUGCCGGAACCCCAGAGCCCCCCUCCUCUGAGUCCAGCCUCUCUGCAGACAGCAGCUCCUCCUGGGGCCAGGAGAGCCACUUCUUUGACCUGGACUUCCUGGCCAAUGACCCGAUGAUCCCUGCAGCCCUCCUACCCUUCCAGGGCAGCCUCAUCUUCCAGGUGGAGGCAGUGGAGGUGACACCGCUAUCCCCAGAGGAAGAAGAGGAGGCUGUGGCGGAUCCCGACCCAGGUGGGGACCUGGCUGGGGAGGGUGAGGAGGACAGCACGUCCGCCUCCUUCCUGCAGUCGCUGUCUGACCUGUCCAUCACGGAGGGCAUGGAUGAGGCCUUUGCCUUCCGAGACGACACCUCUGCAGCCUCCUCUGAUUCGGACUCAGCCUCCUACGCAGAGGCAGAUGACGAGAGGCUGUACAGCGGGGAGCCCCAUGCCCAGGCCACCCUCCUCCAGGACAGUGUCCAGAAGACAGAGGAGGAGAGCGGAGGUGGGGCCAAGGGGCUGCAGGUUCAGGAAGGGACUAUGUCCUGGGCCCUGGAGGCUGCGCCUCAGACCUCAGACAGAGGGGCCCAUCUCUCCCAGAGACAGGAAUCGAUCUCAGAAGUAACAGAAGAGGGCCUUGCUUUAGGCCAGGAGUCCACUGCCACUGUGACCCCUCACACUCUGCAGGUAGCCCCAGGCCUCCAGGUGGAGGCGGCUACCAGGGUGACCCCUCAGGCUGGGGAGGAAAACGCGGACUCCACCACUGGACAAGCAUCUGCUGCCAUGGCAAUGCCUCAGCCCUCCCAGGAGGGCAUCAGCGAGAUCUUAGGCCAAGAGUCUGUCACUGCAGAAAAACUUCCAGCUCUACAGGAAGAAACAAGCCUCACAUUGUGUCCAGACUCUCCUCAGAACUUGAAGGAAGAAGGAGGGCUGGACCUCCCCUCUGGCCCAAAGCCUGUGGCUGCAGCCUCACUUGUACCCCAGCAGGCUGAAGAGGACCCCACCUUACCCCGGGACCCCGCUGUGACACCACCUCUGCCCUCCGCUGUGACACCUUCACCUCUGCCCCUACAAGAGCAGAUCUCUCUAUCAGCCCCAAAUACAUGCAGAUCUCUCGUCAGCCCUCGGCCUGUGGCUGCAGCCUCGCUUGUGCCCCAGCAGGCUGAAGAGGACCCCACCUUACCCCAGGACUCUGCUAUGACACCACCUCUGCCUCUGCAAGACACAGGCCCCACCUCAGGUCCGGAGCCUCUGGCUGUGGCCACCCCUCAGACCUUGCAGGCAGAAGCAGGCUGCACCCCAGGGACAGAGCCUGUGGCCACCAUGGCUCAGCAGGAAGUAGGUACGGCCUUAGGCCCCAGGCCAGCACCUGAGGAGAAGAAUGCAGCCCUCUCUAGAGUCCCGGAGCCUGCAGCCUUGGACCAGGUCCAACAGGAUGACCCACAGCCAGCUGCAGAAGCUGGGACACCUUGGGCCACACAGGAAGAUGCGGAUUUGACUUUGGGCAUGGAGGCCCUCUGUCUCCCUGAGCCUGCCUCUGGUGCUGGGGAGGAAGUAGCAGAAGCCGUUUCUAGGCCUGGAUGGGAAGCAUGUCUGGAAGCCCUAGUGCACACAGGUGAUGGGGCUAAGCCUGACUCACCCCAAAAGGAGACCCUGGAGGUUGAGAACCAGCAGGGAGGAGGCCUCAAGCCACCGGCACAGGAACAUGGACCCGGGUCAACACUUGGAGGUGCAGGGGAGGUCCCCGAGGCACGUCCUGCUGCCUGCCCUGAGGUCAGCCAGGCCUGGCUCCUGAGCCCAGCCAGGGAAGGAAGAGGCCUGAGUGGCAAGUCCACACUGGAGCCCACGCUUCCCUCAGCUGUGGCCACAGAGGCCAGUCUGGACUCCUGCCCAGAAUCUUCAGUAGGGGCUGUGUCCAGGCUGGACAGAGGCUGCCCUGACGCACCUGCCCCCACAUCUGCACCAACCUCCCAGCAGCCGGAGCCUCCUGUGCUGGGUCUGGGCAGUGUUGAGCGACCCCACAAAGCACCCAGUGUCCUUGGCCCCCUCUUGCUGCAGCCCCCAGGAAACCUUGGCAAGGGUCUGCCCAGCGCACCCCCGGACAGGCCCCUGGGCUCUAAUCUUUCUGCUCCUGGUACCCUUGCUGGGGCAGCCCUACCCCCACUGGAGCCCCCAGCCCCCUGUCUGUGCCAGGACCUCCAGAAAGACUCCGUGGAAGAAGAGGAGCCCCCAGGCUCUCUGGGCCUCCCACCGCCCCAGGCAGGAGCCCAGCCUGCCGCUGCUGCUGUCUCAGGAACCACACAGCCUCUGGGGACUGGGCCGCGAGUCAGCCUCUUGCCUCACUCCCCGCUCCUCAGCCCCAAGGUGGCCUCCAUGGAUGCCAAAGACCUGGCCUUGCAGAUCUCGCCGCCUUGCCAAGUGCCUCCUCCCUCUGGGCCCCAGAGCCCAGCUGGCCCUCAAGGGCUCUCGGCCCCCGAGCAGCAAGAGGAUGAGGACAGCCUGGAGGAAGACUCGCCUCGGGCCCUGGGCUCGGGUCAGCAUUCGGAUAGCCACGGGGAGUCGUCAGCCGAGCUGGACGAGCAGGACAUCUUGGUUCCUCAGACUGCACAGUGUCCAGCCCAGGCCCCAGCAGGCAGCAGUGAGGAGACCAUCGCCAAAGCCAAGCAGAGUCGCAGUGAGAAGAAGGCCCGAAAGGCAAUGUCAAAGCUGGGCUUGCGGCAGAUUCAGGGAGUCACCAGGAUCACCAUCCAGAAGUCCAAGAACAUCCUCUUCGUCAUCGCCAAGCCUGAUGUCUUCAAGAGCCCAGCCUCAGACACUUAUGUGGUCUUUGGCGAGGCCAAGAUUGAGGACCUGUCCCAGCAAGUGCACAAAGCUGCAGCUGAGAAGUUUAAGGUGCCCUCAGAGCCCUCGGCCUUGGUCCCUGAGUCAGCACCCAGGCCCCGGAUGAGGCUGGAGUGCAAGGAAGAGGAAGAGGAGGAGGAGGAAGAGGUGGACGAGGCGGGGCUGGAACUGCGUGACAUUGAGCUGGUGAUGGCGCAGGCCAAUGUGUCCAGGGCCAAGGCCGUGCGGGCUCUGAGAGACAACCACAGUGACAUUGUCAACGCCAUCAUGGAACUGACCAUGUAGCCACUGACCGGAAGCUGGAGCCAUCCUACGCCUUCCCUCAGCUCUGCUACUCAAUAAAUCGGUGUCCCUCCA